Arctia plantaginis is the source of this 942-nucleotide messenger RNA. The record is from the annotation of a GenBank genome assembly. NCBI's taxonomy places the organism in Eukaryota, Metazoa, Arthropoda, Insecta, Lepidoptera, Erebidae.
AUGACAUCUUUAUCAGAAUUACAAGAUUUUAUCAGAUUCCAAGACAACUUCAAAAACUUUUUAAACAGUUCGAAGGUUCCUGAUAUUUGUAAAACUGAAUCAUGUAUCUUGGGUGUAGAUGAAGCCGGACGAGGACCCGUUUUAGGUCCAAUGGUCUAUGGAAUUGCUUACUGUCCAGUGAGUGAAACUAAAAUACUGAAUGACCUGGGAUGUGCAGAUUCAAAAUCAUUAACUGAAGAGAAAAGAGAUGACAUUUUCUGUAAAAUGUUAUCAAACGAGGAGUCUUUGAAUACUGUUGGAUGGGUGGCUGAAGUUAUCUCUCCUAAUUAUAUAUCAAAUUCAAUGUACAGAAGAGCAAAACAUUCCCUGAAUGAGGUAUCAAUGAAUUCAGCAAUAGGAUUGAUUAAGAAAGCAGCUGAAGAUGGAGUAAACAUUACUGAAGUGUAUGUGGAUACAGUAGGCCCGCCUGAAAAGUACCAGGCAAAGUUGUCAGAGAUAUUUCCUAACUACAAAAUAACUGUUGCAAAAAAAGCUGAUUCAAUAUAUCCAAUAGUAUCAGCUGCGAGUAUAGUAGCUAAGGUCACAAGGGAUCAUGCGUUAAAAGUAUGGCAGUUCAAGGAGGGCUUGGAAAUGACUCAUACAGAAUUUGGGAGUGGAUAUCCUGGAGAUCCAUUGACAAAGAAAUUCAUCCGAGAUCAAAUUGACAAUGUUUUUGGCUAUCCUUUACUCGUAAGGUUUAGCUGGUCAACGGCUGAAUUGAUGCUUCAGGAGAAGGCUGCAACUUGCGUGUUUGAGGAAGUCGAUGACGAAGGAGCUACUAAAAAAGCGAAUACGAAAUCGAUUAGUUCUUUUUUUGCACCAAAGACUGAUGAGGGAAAGCCUAGAAAACGACACAAAUUUUUCGAAGAAAGAUUUUUAUCUGUCAGCAAUCCAUUUGGAUGA